Molecule: messenger RNA, 2043 nt
Organism: Musca vetustissima
Lineage: Eukaryota; Metazoa; Arthropoda; Insecta; Diptera; Muscidae
Gene: mip130
Product: protein lin-9 homolog
Exons: 1
Coding region: 1-2043 (680 amino acids)
Biological process (GO): DNA-templated transcription; regulation of cell cycle; regulation of transcription by RNA polymerase II
Cellular component (GO): nucleoplasm; transcription repressor complex
Molecular function (GO): DNA binding
Source: RefSeq, a predicted model, not a curated record
AUGCACGAAGAGGAGGACAGUAAUAUGGCUGAAGAAGAAUCUUCAUCUUCAGCAUCGCAGAAAACAGCCAAAAAAGACUCCGAACAACAAUCACCACCUAUGUCCGAUGACGAAGCCGAGGAGCCACCACCAGCUUUUAGUUUAGCUACCUUGGGCCUGCAACGUGUUGGCACCGCCCCACCACCCAAACCACAACCUCAACAGCCCAUACAAAUGCUCAAUGCCCGUGGUAUGCCGGCAAGAAUUCGAAAACGGAAUCGCCUCUUUUUCGACGAUGACAUUAUCAACGAUGACAAACCGCUACGCAUGAGCCUAUCGCCGCGUAAAAAUGCAAUGAAACUCAAUUCACCACACAAGACACCAACAAAAAUUCUUAAAAAACGUAAAGGUGUUGCAUCGCGCUACAUGCGUUCCGACGAGAAACGACAACAUUCACCAUCCACGUCGACGAGAGGUGGCAGUUCCCUAAUAACAACACCCAAAUCUGGUACGAGCCGUAAUAGCAAUCUCACCACUCCGGGUGGCAGUUCGAUUGGUUCCAUUAUACCAGCCGAUAAGAAAAUCGGCCAAAGGAUUGGCAUGCGUCUUCGCAAUCUCUUGAAGCUGCCCAAGGCCCAUAAAUGGGUGAUAUACGAAUGGUUCUACUCGUUCAUCGAUAAACCUUUGUUUGAGGGUGAAAAUGAUUUCCAAGUCUGUCUGGCCGAAUCUUUUCCCAAUUUACGUACACGCGAGCUGACCAGGGCGGAAUGGCAAAAAGUACGUUCCCUGAUGGGUAAACCACGUCGUUGUUCACAGGCUUUCUUUGAUGAGGAGCGGCGGGAAUUGGAAAAGAAACGGCAAAAAAUGCGUUUUAUGCAAAGUCGCAGAUCAGGAGAGGUCAAGGACAUGAAUUUCCUAAGAGAUUUGCCUGAUAAAAUACCACUACCCCUGCCGGUGGGUACCAAGGUUACGGCAAGAUUACGUGUACCCCAGGAUGGCAUAUUUAGUGGUACCGUGGAUGCCUUCGAAUCCAUGACCUCGUCGUAUCGUGUAACAUUUGAUCGUCCCGGUUUGGGUACCCAUUCCAUACCGGAUUAUGAAAUUGUUUCGGAGAAUUUCAAUGAAAUGCUGCCACUGCAGUGUAUCACCAAAGAUUUUCGUCCAAGUUUGAUGAGUGUCUACAAUGGAGCCACACGCAACACCGUAUCACCAAUGCGUGGUGGCGCCGCUGGUGGUGGAUUACGCCAAGUACGCUCAUCAUACAACAAUAUGAAUUUGAAUAAAAGUGAUCCCCUGUUGGGAGAGGUCAUUGAUAGUCCUUUCAAGAAUCCCGUUAUACGUGAAGAGAAUAUAAAUGGUUAUCCACCAAAAUUGCUGGAGACUUUGGUACGCCUCAAACGGGCUUUGAAAAUAAAACAAUCCAAAUUAUCUCGACUCAAUGAUAUGAACAAUGAAGCCGAGUUGAAGGUGUCACAACAAUUGGUGGCAGCCCACAAUAACUCCGGGUCCUCAUCAUCGGAUGAAAGUCAAAAUAUAAAUGCGGCAGAUGGCAAUGGUCCCCAACUGAGUGAAGAAUUCCAAAGGCGUUAUGCUUCAAUCAUUAUUUCCAUGGAGAAAAUGAAUCGUGACAUACAGGAUUAUCUGAAUGAAGUGCAAUCCUUUGCCUCGGACAUAACAAGAGAUCCACAAGUUCAGGCCAUGUUAACACCAUCAUAUUUGAGGGAGAAAUGCCGAGAAGCUGCUGAGGAAGCAGUGCAACGUAAUAGCCAGGGAAUUUUGAAAAAUAAGAGCAUACUCAGCCUCAUUAAGAAAUUGGCAACUGUUCUCUUGGUAGCCUCCCAUUUGAGUAGUGAAAACUCGGCACAAGUCAACAAAGUUUUGGAGGGUUGCAUAGAAGAGGUGCGUUCCAGUUUGUAUGGCGGCAAUGUGGAAACAUUUCAAAAGCAUGUACAAAUACAUUUACACCACAUACGUUUGGGUAUUGGCCAGAGCAUGAUGAAUACAAGUGUCAACAUGAUGAAUAGCAGUGGUGGUGGUGGUGGCCCUGGAAACGUAGAGCGUUAA